Molecule: messenger RNA, 1444 nt
Organism: Phaedon cochleariae (mustard beetle)
Lineage: Eukaryota; Metazoa; Arthropoda; Insecta; Coleoptera; Chrysomelidae
Source: the annotation of a GenBank genome assembly
CAAACAUCGUGAUUCAAACAUUGCAGAGCAACAAUAACAAUCAAAACAAUAGUUAAUAAUUAAUAUUUGUAUAAAAUGAUGCGAGAAGAACAGAAAAUUAUUUCGGAAAAGGAGCAAGAGUUCUCCUUUUCCUCUUUUGCUCAAAUGGAAGACUUGUUGGACAAGCUGAAAGUACUGAAUUAUGAGUCUGAAUUCCUAAGCAGCCUUAAAAUGAAGCCAAUACACAAAUACUAUUUCGUCGUGACCAAAAACCCAGGGGAACAAUUUUACCUUUUUUCACUGCUUGCAGCCUGGCUAAUAAGAAAAUGUGGAAAUGACUUUCCACAACCUCAGGAAUUUGAUGAUCCUAAUGAAACAAUACAGAAAAUACUGGCUGAAGUUAAACUAAAUGGUAUGAAUGUUGAUUUUCCACCAAAUAAACUGAAACAAGGGGUUGGGGAGCAAGUUGUUGCUAUUUUGGAAAAUCUUGCAAAUAGUGCUAUCAAAAAAAAUAAUAUAAUGCUGAAAAAGCCAAAGCCUCCUGAAGAGAAAGAAGAAGAAACAGAAAUUCUGGAUGAUGAAUCAGAAAUAAAUCUGGAUAGAGUGGAGGAGGAAAUGAUAGCAGCAUACUCAGAUGACUCUGAUGAGGAAAACAUUUUCCACAUUGAUGACCUCAAACAUGUCAGAAAAGAAAUCUCAGUGAAUGAACUCAAAUCAGAUGUAGAUGAUGAAACCUGGAAAUUAGAAGUAGAAAGAGUCCUGCCCAUGUUGAAAGUGACAGUGAAAAAUGACAGUAGAGAUUGGAGAUCACAUUUGGACCAAAUGAAGACAUUCCAGUCCAGUAUAGAAGAGUGUUUGACCCCUACAAAAAGUCAACUUGAGAAGCUCCACAAAGAAAUAAGCUCUACCUUACAGAAAGUAGGCAACAGAGAAAAAUAUUUCAACAGGGAAUUAGAGUCUGUUUUGGAAGAAUACCGCACUCAGCAGGAUCAGCUUUCUAAGCUGAAAGACAACUAUAAAAAUGUCAGCAGUGGGGUGGCAGAGAGAAAUAGAGAGCUGUAUAAAUUGACUGACAGACUGGAAACUGUGAAACAGCAAAUGGAAGAGAGGGGAAGCUCCAUGACAGAUGGAACUCCCUUGGUUAAUAUCAAGAAAUCCGUAGCAAAAGUUAAAGCUGAGAUAAUUGAUAUGGAUGUCAGAAUAGGAAUUCUGGAGUGUGUACUACUUCAAACAAAGAUUCGUGAUGAAAAACACAUUGAAACUGAAUUUGGACAAUCUUUCUCUGUGUUUUAAUUGGAUUCAUUCAAAUUGCUUCUAGUCAAAAGAAGACUGCACUAUGAAAUAUUUUUAUUUUGGUACCAUAUACUUUUCUUAAGCACCUAUAUAUUUAUGUAUUUGUUAUGAAGUCAAAUCUUUUUCCUCAAAAGUGGAAUAUAUCCUGAAUAAUAAAUCAGUUAUAUGAUUC